AUGUCCAAACGCAUGCAGAACCUCAUCAUGGAGAUCCUCCAGGCGCAGCCGUCGCUUCGAGACUCCAAAACCUACCUCAACAGCUUUGCCCCGCGAAAGGCUCCUCCACGCAAACCACCAGCGCCUCUCCAGCCCGGCUCAUCCGAUCCUACUAGCAGCAGCACCAGCACUACACCAUCACAUUCGCAAUCAUCCGAACAUCACCCGGAGUUUCCCCUUCCACCCAAUGUCGUGCAUCCCGGCAGCCUUCACAACCCCUCGACCACCACCUGGGAUCCGAAGCACAGCAUCUCGCUCGAGACCGACCCGCAUGCCAUCCCAUCGGCUUCAUCCGAUUCCAAAUUGCCCAAGUCCAUCCGCGAUCUCUUGCAGCAAGGCAAAAUGCAUGUCAACGUCGACCAUGCCGAUGCCCCCACCACCUCUGCUGCGCCCCAACACGUCACCACGCAGGAAAGCUCCACCGUCGCCAUCCCCCAGGUCACGCCCGUCUCGGACGCACUCGCAGACUCGCAUACCGCACUCGUCAAGGUUCAGGGCCCCUUCACCGAUCGUCAGCUCGACUCGAUCGCAGAGGGCCUCAUCUACCUCAAGCGUCUCGGCCUCGUCAGCGUCGUCGUCGUCGACCAGGACGACUGGCCCGAGAUCUCGGCCGACAUCGACCGCAACGGCCAGCUCGUAGCAGGCUCGGACGAAGUCGAGGAGCAGCGCAUGGGCGAUUGGCUCGCUGCCCACCCCGCACCCGCCUCCGCCAACCAGAAGGGCAAGCAAAAGGCCAGGGAACCGUGCCGAUCCAGCAUGCUCGGCCGAAAGCAGGAGCGUCUGCGCAAGAGGAUCAUGGCCGAAACGUUGCGCCUCGCCGACAGCCUCAACCGCAAAGGUGCCAUGGCUCGUCCCUUCCCGCAGGCCAUCGUCCGCGUCGACGCCCGCGCCGCUGCUGCCGUCGAGGCCGAGGUGCGUUCCUUUCAGCACAGCCAGCCAACCGGCGCUGCCGCACCUGGCGAAGCUGUGGUCGCCGGCUCCUCCUCCACCUCGCCCACCGUGCACUACGGCAGCGCGGGCGAACAGCGUCUGCGCCCACCGCUCGUCUCCGAUGACAGCCUCACCUCGAUCCGAUCCGCGCUCGCCUCGGAUCAGAUCCCCGUGCUAGCGCCUUACGCUCUCUUUGAGAACGAGAUCGACGGCACGCUCGAGACGCUCUGCGUACGUGCCGACGAUGUCAUGGUCGCCUUGGCUAGGGACAUGGUGGUCGCCGCCAACAACUCGGCCAACAGUCGCAUCGAUAACGCCGCCCCUUCCGCCGCUUCGUCUUCUACCGGCGCCGACCCUCUGUCCGAACUCGCGGGCGGCGAGGUCGACAUGAUGCCCUUGCGCCUCAUGGUCAUCAAUCGCGAGGGUGGCAUCCCCUCGCACGCACGUGGCGGCGAUCCUCACCUCUCCAUCAACCUCGCAUCCGAGUACCACCAGAUCAAGCAUUCUUUCGUCUGGGACGAGACGCAUCCCACCGCACUGCGCAACCUGGACGCCAUCUCGGACUGCCUCUCGUACAUGCCGCAAACUUCGUCCGGAGUGCUCGUCACGCACCGCUCGCCGCGAUCGCUCAUCGCCAACCUCAUCACCAACAAGGCAGCCCACAGCCCGUCGUUGCCGCAUCGGCUGCUGGCCAACAAGAAGGACGUGCGCCAUACGCCCACCAUCGUGCGACCCGGUCUGCCCAUCAAGGUGAUUCAGGAGUUUGACAAGGUGGAUCAGGACAAGAUGACGGCGCUGCUCGAGGCGUCCUUCCGGCGCAAGCUCAACCGCGAAGCCUACUACGAGCGGCUUCGCAAGCAGCUCGACUUUGUCAUUGUAACGGGCGACUACCAGGGCGCGGCGAUCGUCACCAAGGAGUACGCGCCGGACGACGACCGCGAUGCGGUGGAGCCGAUUGCGUAUCUGGACAAGUUUGCCGUGCUUCCGUCGUUGCAGGGCUCGGGCACGGUGGAUUUCCUGUGGGGCGCGUUGCGCGACGAGGUGCAGGGUGUGGGUCUGCUGGAUGCGCUCAACGACAACGGCGGCCGCGGUGGCUACGGCACGGGUCGCGACCUCGUGUGGAAGUCGCGCGCCAACAAUCCGGUCAACCGGUGGUACUAUGAGCGCUCCAACGGAUUCGUGCGCAUCGACACCGACGCCAACGGCACCGGCUGGCAGCUCUUCUGGUGCGAUGCCGAAGACAAGCUCGCGCGUCUGUCCGGCGAGCGUCGUCUGUCGGCCUCGGCUUCGAACCUCGAGGAGGCCGCUGCGAUCGCGCACGACAAUGUCAACCUGCGCCACUCGCUCGACGACGAUGCGCCCGCCUAUGGACGCGGUCCGUUUGGCUACGGCGGCAUCGAGGCGUACGAACGCAGCCGCCGACUUUCGAAGCCGCAGUUCGACUCGCGCCUCCACCGCGGCAGCCUGAGCAUGGAGAGCGGAUCGGGCGGUCGCACCGACUUGACGCUGCUGCCCAUCGUUGCGCCCGAGGAAGGCGGAAGGCUGCUGCGCUGGGCCAAGUGCAUGAAGACGAUCAAGGGCGUCUGGGCCGACUAG
This is a messenger RNA of Moesziomyces antarcticus, 2565 nucleotides long. RefSeq names its product mitochondrial amino-acid acetyltransferase. Lineage: Eukaryota; Fungi; Basidiomycota; Ustilaginomycetes; Ustilaginales; Ustilaginaceae. Bases 1 to 2565 code for a protein of 854 amino acids. The record is from RefSeq and is a predicted model, not a curated record. The transcript has a single exon. Gene Ontology annotation, molecular function: arginine binding; L-glutamate N-acetyltransferase activity, acting on acetyl-CoA as donor. Gene Ontology annotation, cellular component: mitochondrial matrix. Gene Ontology annotation, biological process: L-arginine biosynthetic process.